Messenger RNA from Myotis daubentonii (Daubenton's bat), 3014 nucleotides. It is a transcript of the gene TMEM231, whose product is annotated as transmembrane protein 231. NCBI's taxonomy places the organism in Eukaryota, Metazoa, Chordata, Mammalia, Chiroptera, Vespertilionidae. The record is from RefSeq and is a predicted model, not a curated record. Gene Ontology annotation, cellular component: ciliary membrane; ciliary transition zone. Gene Ontology annotation, biological process: regulation of protein localization; cilium assembly.
UAUCUUUAAGAGUUUCGUGGCCAUCCCAGAAAAGCUUUAAAGCAAGAAUGAGUAGUGCUGGACCAGAGGUCAAAAGCAUCUUUUGGCUGAUGACAUGUCAUUUUGGACUGUGGUGAGGAACCUGGAUCAUUUUUAAAGAAGGGCAGGUCUUGACCUCUCUCUGUUUUUCUGUUAGGAUCUCAGCUGUUCUCUUAAUCUAAAAGCCACUUCUAGGUUGCCUUCAAAAUAAGGGCCUCAACUACUGGACUCCACACUCUGUCUUGGCACUGUAAUGUGACCCUUCAAGGCCUUUUGAUGAACUUGGUUGUGAACCAUGGUUUUUAAAAAGAGAGAGAGAAAAAUUUCUGCCAUGUUUGAAAUACUGGCUUACAGCCAGGGAUUGGGGCACUCAAUUCAGUGAUAAGCCAGUGUUAUCUUUGGGGAGGAUCACAGCUUCCCCCAAAACCGAGAGACAAGCUUGUGCCCAAUCAGGGUAACAAAGUAUGACCGAGAGAGCUAUGUAGUAAUUAUUCUUUAUCCCACGAAGAACCGGGAGAUUUGUGUCCUGUUUCCGAACCUAUGCUGCCAUAUAGUGAAAGCAACAGGAAAUUUGGAGACAAAGGGGCCUGAUCUUGGUCUUAGCCCAGGACCAGGUCCGAGAUCACGGACACAAAGAUGUUCUGUGCUUUCCUUCAAUGCAGGGUGUAUCGGGACUGGUGGAACUCAAGUAUGAACCAUUGAUUCAUAUUUAAUGAAAGACGCACAAAUAUUUAACUUCGGGUCAACUUUUAUGAAGAUCUUACUUUAUACACACUAACACGACAGCUACGAUUUUGGUACACAGAAACGUAUUCCCACUCUGCCUUUGGGAAAACGCACGUAAAGUGUAAAGCGAGGUCAACAGUCCCAAUGGGCACCGCCCCUCGUUAGCUCCCCGCCCACCGAGGCCCCACGUCCUUGCUAUUGGUUCCCUUCCCUGCGCCGUCCGUUGCCGUGGAGACCAAGGCUAUGGCAACCAGGAGAAGCCAAACUUGCUCAUCCCUUCGCUACCGCCAAGGGAGACUCUAGGGUGGGCGGACUCUCUCGGCGCUGUGCUCAUGGCGCUCUACGAGCUCUUCUCUCAGCCGGUCGAGCGCGGCUACCGCGCGGGGCUCUGCUCCAAGGCCGCGCUGUUCCUGCUGCUGGCCACCGCGCUCACGUACAUCCCGCCGCUGCUGGUGGCCUUCCGGAGCCACGGGUUUUGGCUGAAGCGGAGCAGCUACGAGGAGCAGCCGACUGUGCGCUUCCAGCACCAGGUACUGCUCCUGGCCCUGCUAGGACCCGAGCGCGGCGGGUUCCUCGCCUGGAGCACGUUCCCCGCCUUCAACCAGCUGCAGGGGGAUCAUCUGCGCGUCCCGCUCGUCUCGGCUAGAGAAGAAGACAGAAACCAGGACGGGAAAAUGGACAUGUUACAUUUUAAACUGCAGCUUCCCCUGCAGUCCACGGAACAUGUUCUUGGUGUGCAACUCAUCUUGACUUUCUCCUACCAAUUGCAUAGGAUGUCAACCUUCGUGAUGCAGAGCAUGGCAUUUCUUCAGUCCUCCUUCGCUAUUCCGGGGUCCCAGUUAUAUGUGAACGGAGACCUGAGGCUGCAGCAGAAGCAGCCCCUAAGCUAUGAUGGCCUAGACGUGCGAUACAACUUCGUCGACACUCUUGUUCCGCUGCUGUAUUGCGGAGGGCACCAGAGAGCAAGCCACAGAACUCUUGUUCUUCAGAAUCCCCUUAAUGGGCUGUUGCGAAGCCGAGGCUGCCAUGGCCUGCUGCGAGGAUGCCAUGGCCCGCUGCGAGACUGCCAUGGCCUGCUGCGAGGAUGCCAUGGCCCGCUGCGAGACUGCCAUGGCCUGCUGCGAGGAUGCCAUGGCCCGCUGCGAGGAUGCCAUGGCCCGCUGCGAUGGUGGGCUUAAGGGUCGCUGGUUGGCGCUGGGUCCAGGAAGGAAAGGGCUAGGGGCGAAGGGGCGAAGGGAGACUGGCCAGGCAGCCGCCGAGCCCACCUGGGGCUAAAGCGCUGCACCUGCUGUCACGGUGACAGCUACUAGCGUCGUUUUCACGACACAAGGACCCCGACCCCGACGCGUUGGCGCCUGCUAGCCCGCGCUGGCGCCGGCGGCUGGCUGCUCUGGGUCCGCCCGUGGCCAACGCUCUGUAUCCGCGGCAGGCGGAGAAGCCCAACAGCCUGUAAUACAGUUUAAAUCAGGAAGUUUGAUGCCUUCGGCUUUGCUCUUUCUCAAGAUUGCUUUGGCUAUUUGGGGUCUUCUGUGAUUCCAUACAUUCUUUAGGAUUGUUUUUUUCUACAUCUGUGAAAAAUAACGCUGGGAUUUCGACAGGGAUCCCACUGAUUCUGUGGGUAGCUUUGGGUAGUAUGGACAUUUUAAUAGCAUCAAUUCUUUUAACACGUGAACACAGAGUAACUUUCCAUUAAUUUGUGCCUCCUUCAGUUUCUUUUAUCAAUGUCCUAUAGUUUUCAGUAUACAGAUAUUUCACCUCCUUAGUUAAAUUUACUUCUAUGUAUUUUAUAUUACUUUUGAUGCGAUGUAAUGGGAUUUUUUUUUUUGUAAUUUCUCUUUCUAAUACUUCAUUGUUAGUGAUUUUGUGUAUCGAUUAUGUAUCCUGCAACUUUACUAAUUCAUUGAUAAGUUCUAACAGUUUCUUUGGUAGAGUCUUUAGGGUGUUCUAUUAAAUAAUAUUGUGUCAUAGGCCAAUAGUGACAGUUUUACAUCUUCCUUUCCAAUUGGGAUGACUUUUUUUCUCUUUCUUGCCCAAUUGCUCCGGCUGAGACUGCAUAUACUAUGUUGAAUCGAAGUUGUGAGAGUGGGCAUCCUUGUCUUCUUCCUGAUCUUGGAGGGGAAAUUCUCAGCUUUCCACCAUUGAGCAUGAUCUUAGCAGUGGGCUUGUCCUAUAUGUCCUUUAUUAUAUUAAGGUAUGUUCCUCUGUACCCACUUUGUUGAGAGGUUUUUUUAAAAUAAAUGCAUGUUGAAUUUUGUCAAAUGCUUUUUAUG